CAGACGACGGUCGCUUUUAAGUCCGGCUUUUCAGUUCAGGGCGUCGCACAACACCCAUCAACCACCGUCCAUACCAACUCCACGAGACAGGUGCAGAUUCGACGAACAUGCUCAAACGACUCGCACUGGCCCUAAUGGGCUUACAGUGCGUGGCCUCCAUGAGGAUGGCCAUGUACAUUGACCAAUACCAUACUGCCAACCUGCCGGGCAAGGACAAGACGCAAGGAAUCACGCACGCCAUCAUGGCGUUUGCACCCUCGACGUUGUUCAAUUCGGAUUCGCCGCCGCAAUUUACCCCCUUCGAGCCCGUGUCGACGAUGCGCAACCGGUUUGGUCCUGAUACCAAGGUGAUGAUUGCCAUUGGCGGAUGGGGUGACACGGCUGGGUUCUCGCAGGGAUCCAAAGACGAAGCUUCUCGAACCCGCUACGCAAAGAACGUCGCUACGAUGAUCAACAAUCUGGGCCUGGACGGCGUUGACAUUGACUGGGAGUAUCCCGGCGGCAAUGGCCAGGACUACAAGCAAACACCCAACUCAGCCAAGGUCCCUGAGAUUGACAACUACCCGCUCUUCCUCAAGGCUAUCCGCGACGCGAUCGGCCCCAACAAACUGCUGUCAAUCGCCGUCCCUGGCAAGCUGGAGGACUUCAUAGCCUUCACGCCGACCAACGGACCCAAGAUCUGGCCGUCGGUCGACAUGGUCAACAUCAUGAGCUACGAUCUCAUGAACCGCCGCAACAACGUCACCAUGCACCACACCUCGGUGGUGGAUUCGCACACCACCCUCAAGGCGUACUCUGCCAUCGGGCUCGAGGGCAGCAAAAUGAACCUGGGCUUCGCCUUCUACGCCAAGUGGUUUACCACCGACCCCAACUCGGACUGCAAGACCAACCCCAUCGGCUGCAAAGCCGCCGUCAUGGAGAACGCGGAUGGAUCCGACAACGGCAAGUCCGGCGCCUUGACCUUUGAGAAGAGCUCCAUGAGCCCUGCGCCGGGUAACUUGAAGACCUCGACGGACGGUACCUGCGGCUUCGACAAGGGCACCAAGUGUCCUUCCGGACAGUGCUGCAGUCAAUAUGGAAACUGCGGUACUACCGACGACUUCUGCCAGGCUGGCUGCCUUUCGGACUACGGCACCUGCAAGGGCAUUUCGAUCACGGACUCGUGGCGCCGCGCCUUGUCCGAGGGAACCACCGACGCCACGAUGGGCGGCCAGUAUUACUUCGACAGCGCCGUCAACAUCUUCUGGACCUGGGACACGGGUGACCUGAUCGACCGUAAGUUCACGGACAUCGUCGACGCUGAGAAGGUCGGGGGCAUCAUGGCCUGGAGUCUGGGAGAGGAUACCUUGUCGUUCGAGCAUCUGUCUGCCAUGCAGAAGGGGGC
Aspergillus saccharolyticus JOP 1030-1 is the source of this 1384-nucleotide messenger RNA. Its product is annotated as glycosyl hydrolase, family 18. Gene Ontology annotation, cellular component: extracellular region. Gene Ontology annotation, biological process: chitin catabolic process; carbohydrate metabolic process. NCBI's taxonomy places the organism in Eukaryota, Fungi, Ascomycota, Eurotiomycetes, Eurotiales, Aspergillaceae. Gene Ontology annotation, molecular function: chitin binding; chitinase activity. The record is from RefSeq and is a predicted model, not a curated record. The transcript has 4 exons. The annotation marks the transcript as partial.